GGUACCGUAAAAUUUUUGGGCGUGUUAGCGAGUCGCAGGCAAGCGAGAAAGUUAAGAAAAACUGGACGGAAAUGAGCAGAAAAGGCUGCAGAAAGUGAACCAAAAACCAUGGUGCGGAGCACAAUCCAGAUCCAGGCAGCCCACAGCCACAUCCACAGCCACAUCCACACCCAGACAACAGGAGCCGGCAUGGGCCGCCUGGCCAUAACCAAAAAGCUGGUGCUCUGGACGGUGCUGGUGCUGCAGGUGGGCUUCAUUGGCUGCAUCUGGCUGCUGCAGAUGGGUCGCUCCCCGGACUCGCAGCAGCAGCGGAGUGCCCUGGAUGGGCAGAUGGGCGGCCGGGUGAACUUCGUGACCGUCGGCGGAGCAAGGAAAUCCAAAUCCUCACCGACAAGUGGACAAACGGAAACGCGCUGUGCCCAGCAGCAGCAGCAGGAAAAUGUCAACCGCUACGAUAGGGACUUUUACCAAAUGAAGACGGAACCGCAGAACGAAUCGCACCUGCCGGACUACAAUGUGCCCGCCUAUGUGGACGCCGAGAUGGGCCUGACGCCCGCCCUCUGGUGCUAUCGCGAGGGCACCAUCAACGAGAGCCUGCGCCCCAACGAUGUGGACUACCUGAUGACCCAGCCGCAGUGCAAAUGUGAGAGCGGCUGGCAUGGCAGGGAUUGCGGCCAGCCCGAGAUCAUAUGGCGAGCCCUGAUGACGUCCAGUCGGGUCAGCAAACGCAGCGGCAGCAUACCCCUUCAACUGACUGUGGCCAGUUCCACGUCUCUGCAUCGCCUGUUCUACAUGCUGGAACUGGGAGCCUGGGAACACCUCAGUCUGGAGCUCCUCGAGUUGCAGAUUCGAGCCCUCAUCGAGGUGGUUGACUACUUUCUCAUCUACUACGUGAGCAACGCCAGCAAGGAGCGGAUGCUGGCGAGCAUGCUGGGCGAACAAACCAACUACGUGCUGCACCGCUGCGCUUCCGAGGGCGAGUGCAGCAGCGCAAAGGCCUUCAGCCACUUCAGGCGGCAGCUGUGGCAGCAGUGUGGCAUGCAAAUGCAAGCCCAGGAUCUGCUGCUCCACGGGGACAGUGGAAGUGUCUAUGCGCCGGCGGCUCUCAAGUUUCUCAAAUACUAUGCCAAGGAUGUACUGCCACUGACAUUCCGUUUGAAGUACAACGUCUACGGUUUCUACUGGCAGCAUCCAAAAAAGACCCUGUUGAAGGGGGUAAUUAGUUCCUUGGGGCAUCUCUACAGUGCCCAACUGGACACCCACCGAUUGCAACGGCUGGCAAGCAGCACGUUGGGCGAUCUCAACCACUACGGCGGAUGGAACUGCGAGUUGUGUCUGCCGCCCGAACAGAUUGUGCUCCUGCUGCAGAGCUCCAAUCGGCAAAAGUUACCUGUGAAGCUGCCCAACGACACCCGAAAUGCGCACAUCGAUGCCGCCUAUGUGCAGCUUUUGAUAGCCAAUGGAGGUCACAUCGAUGGCACCUCGCAGUUGCUCCGCUUGCGGGAGCAGAGCGAAAAGUAUUUUGCUCCGGAGGAGGCACUAACCCACAGCAGCCAGUAUGGCCAGCUGUUAGUCAAUCUCUACGAUGCGGACGUUCUAGAAGAUUUGCAAGAGGAGGACUAACAUAAUAUCAAUUCGAACCCCAUCAAAGCCUAACGAUCUCAUUAUCAUCACAUCAUUAGCUGCCUAGUCCACUCAUGCACAUGCCCUGCUGUGUUUUUGGCCAGCGAAUUCCAAAUUUAGUAUCUCAGCAGACAGGGCAGAAAGAGAGCCGCCAUCUGUGAUAAGAAAACCAGAACUAAACAAUGAAUUUAUAUAAGCAAACCGAAGUUAGCAACAAAGGGAGUGAUCUCAUUAUGUGCUGCAAAUCAGUUGUGAAAUUUGGUUUACAAAAUUUGUAUUGUUUUUAAGGUACACUAAUGUACAGCCACAUGAUCUGUACGAAAAAAGCUUUUUAGAUUUACUUUUGAAUAUUAAAUAUUAAUAUUAUUAAAAGCAAACCAAUUUCUACGAAUUUGGUUACAAUUUGUCUCAUAAGUUUACUAUGCAAAUAUUAAUAUAAUUACAUUUAGAAACAUUUGUUAACUUGCCAGAUCAAUUCAGUAUUUAAAGAAUAAAAAUCAAUUGGAUAGACAAAA
This is a messenger RNA of Drosophila elegans, 2138 nucleotides long. RefSeq names its product beta-1,4-mannosyl-glycoprotein 4-beta-N-acetylglucosaminyltransferase. Gene Ontology annotation, cellular component: membrane. Gene Ontology annotation, biological process: protein N-linked glycosylation; N-acetylglucosamine metabolic process. Gene Ontology annotation, molecular function: beta-1,4-mannosylglycoprotein 4-beta-N-acetylglucosaminyltransferase activity. The transcript has a single exon. Bases 109 to 1623 code for a protein of 504 amino acids. NCBI's taxonomy places the organism in Eukaryota, Metazoa, Arthropoda, Insecta, Diptera, Drosophilidae. The record is from RefSeq and is a predicted model, not a curated record.